This is a messenger RNA of Fusarium subglutinans, 486 nucleotides long. Its product is annotated as hydroxylase. NCBI's taxonomy places the organism in Eukaryota, Fungi, Ascomycota, Sordariomycetes, Hypocreales, Nectriaceae. Bases 1 to 486 code for a protein of 161 amino acids. The transcript has a single exon. The record is from RefSeq and is a predicted model, not a curated record.
AUGGAUCACAAACACCCUUUUAGAGUCGAGGUCGAAGUCACAACUUUGGGUAGAAUAUAUUUGGCUGCUGGAAUUUUCAGCAGUUUGUGUCAUUGGUUUGCCGUCACGCAAGCCGCUCGCAAUGUUGACCUCAACAUGAUACUCAACUUCAGUCGGCCGCCUAUACUCGAUCAAUCACUCCAUAUAGCAGCAGCACAAUAUGUUGGAAUAUUUGUGUACUUCCUAGCAUCAUAUGUGUGGACCGUUCAAGCUGUCUGGGAUUUGAACAGAGUCGGCCGAGCCAACAUGAAUCUGUUCAAUGUGUCACUCUGUAUCUUGCUGGCGUUUGUGAGUCUUGGGCCCGGUGCUGGCGUUGCUGGUGUCUGGUACAUACAAGAGCAUGCAAUGUCAUGGACAAGCUUUCAGCGCAAACAAGGCGUCAAAAAUCCUCAGUCUCAUGAUGGCGGCGCAGUCAAGAGUGUGGCGUCUGCAACAACUACUGGUUGA